GUAUUUUUAAGGUCAAUGGUGUUGAAAUAAAGUUAACAAUCAUUUUAGCGUAUAUUAUUUACAAUAUUCAACAUUGUCAUCGUCUGUUAGAUGAACAAGAAUAGAAUGAGUACUCGUAGAGCUCAUUCACCUCGAACAAAAGAUGCUAUUUACUGGCGUUAUCAUUGGAAAAACUCUGAUCCUGUUAUGAUAGCUAGAAGAAUCGGUACAAUAAAUUGGGUUCUUUUGCGUGAUAAGAUAAAUGAAAUGAAUGACAGACAUGAGAAAGAAGCUAACCCACACACCAUACGUGCUCAGAUUAUUGCAUCCCAGUUACAAAACAUAUCAAGAGAAACAACACUAACUCAUACAAAACAUGAAGAUGGCUUUGAAAAAUGUACAAAGGAAAUGAGUAUUGAGUCUACUGAUCAUAAAGGUGGUCCAUACACCAAAGGAAUGACACCGGAAGAACGGAAACAGUUUUUCAGAACAAAAUUAAAUCAGAAAGCUCGUGAAGGUUUUCGAUUUUGGGUAACUGAACGGCCUAAACCAACAAAAUUUGGCCAUUACUCAAUGGGAGCCAAAUAUACUUUCCUCGGAUUAUGCAAUGCCCCGAGAAGUUGAAUAUUUCAUUGUAUUGUUUGUUUCCAAUAAAAUACACUCAAUUCCUUUUUAGUAAAAUGUGCUAUGUUAAAUAAACAACUACGCACAAACGCUGCCUUAGUUUACUACCUGAAUUGGAUAACAAUG
This is a messenger RNA of Schistosoma haematobium, 729 nucleotides long. RefSeq lists its product as uncharacterized. The coding region runs from base 91 to 603 and encodes 170 amino acids. The transcript is spliced from 4 exons. The record is from RefSeq and is a predicted model, not a curated record. NCBI's taxonomy places the organism in Eukaryota, Metazoa, Platyhelminthes, Trematoda, Strigeidida, Schistosomatidae.